Molecule: messenger RNA, 2693 nt
Organism: Poecile atricapillus (Black-capped chickadee)
Lineage: Eukaryota; Metazoa; Chordata; Aves; Passeriformes; Paridae
Gene: MFSD2B
Product: MFSD2 lysolipid transporter B, sphingolipid
Exons: 14
Coding region: 184-1707 (507 amino acids)
Biological process (GO): carbohydrate transport
Cellular component (GO): membrane
Molecular function (GO): sphingolipid intramembrane carrier activity; symporter activity
Source: RefSeq, a predicted model, not a curated record
GUGUGGGGACUCGGCGGGGCGGGGGCUCCCCUGUCCCCCGGCCCUCAGGGCAGCGCCGGCGCCUUCGCCCCUCCAGGGCGCUGUGAGAGGGCGGUGAGGACACCGCCCGCUGUCUCUGGCCUCCUCUCCCCCGCCCCGCCCCGGGCGCGCAGGUGUCGCACGGGGUGGGAUGUCCGCGGUGCCAUGGCGGGGGCUGCGAGGGACACCCCGGCGGGGGAGCAGAAGGGGUACAGGCUCUCGGUGUGCAGCAAACUGUGCUAUGCCAUAGGAGGUGCCCCAAACCAAGUGGCAGGGAGUGCUGCUUCUUUCUUCCUGCAGAUCUACCUGCUGGACAUAGCCCAUAUUACUCCGUUUCAUGCCUCUUUGGUGCUGUUCAUUGGCAAAGCCUCAGGUGCAGUUACUGAUCCUGUUGCUGGCUUUUUUAUUAGCAAAAGUAGAUGGACAAAAAUUGGCCGGCUCAUGCCUUGGGUGCUGGCAUGUACACCCUUCACAAUAGUCUCCUAUUUUUUUAUGUGGUACCCGCCCCCAUUUGUAUCAGGAAGAGUUGCUUGGUAUCUGACUUUCCACUGCCUUUUCCAAGCACUGACCACAUUAUUCCAAGUACCAUAUUCUGCCCUCACCAUGUUUCUCAGCACAGACCAGAAGGACAGAGAUUCUGCAACAGCAUAUCGAAUGACUAUGGAAGUUCUUGGGACCUUGAUUGGAGCUGCACUUCAGGGGCAGAUUGUGGCCAGUGCUCAUGUCUCUCCUCACUGCACUGUGAAUCCCUCAGUAAACACCACUGACUCCUGGCAUGACACUCACAGCAUUCCAGACCCCUCAGAUCCCCUGUCUCAUCAGGCAAAAGUUUACAUGAUUGCAGCAGGGGUCAUAGCAGGUGUGUAUCUUCUUGGAAUUGUCAUUCUUUUUCUUGGAGUAAAGGAAAGGGAUGAUCCUUAUGCCUUAAAAUCAGACAGAGCAAUUCCUUUUUGUAAAGGGCUUGCACUCACCAUGAAGCAUGGUCCAUAUGUGAAGCUUACAGCUUCAUUUCUUCUCAUCUCGACAGCAGUUCAGCUGGAGCAGGGGAACUUUGUCCUGUUCUGCACGCACGCUGCUGGCCUCCGCAAUCACUUCCAGUAUUUGGUGGUGACCAUCUUGGUAUCAGCAGUUGUGAGUGUUCCCUUCUGGCAGAAGUUUCUGCAGAGAUUUGGCAAGAAGUGUGCAGCAUGUGGGAUUUCGUGGAUGAUUCCUUUUGCAGUCAUGCUAGUGACCAUUCCAAACCUGAUCCUGGCUUACUUCGUGGCCUUCAUCUCUGGUCUGAGCAUUGCAGCAUCUCUUCUGUUGCCAUGGUCAAUGCUGCCUGAUGUUGUUGAUAACUUUCGCCUGCAGAAUCCCCAUGGGAAAGGACAUGAAACCAUUUUCUAUUCCUCUUACGUUUUUUUUACCAAGAUGUCAGCAGGAAUUGGUUUAGGAAUUUCUGCAGCAGGACUGGAGUUUACUGGAUACAAGCCAGGGAUAUGCAGACAGUCAGAUGAUGUGAUCCUCACACUGAAACUCCUCAUUGGAGCAGUCCCUGCCAUCCUCAUCCUUUUAGGUUUAUUUAUACUCCUUUUCUACCCGAUCACUGAAGAAAGUCGGAAAGAAACAAAGCUUGCCCUUGAAGAGUUAAGGAGGAGCCAUCAAAGCACAGAGAACUUGGACAGCCACAAAAAGGACACCUCGGUCUGAAAGCUCUGAAUGCAGUGGCUUUCCAAAUACAGACUCACAUCCCACCAACCAACUCUGAGAGUUUUCCAGGUCAUUUCUCUGCUCACAUUUUAUCAAAAAGGACAAAGGAUGAUUCUGAUAUAGCCAGUAACGAAACUGAGAGGGGACACCAUUGUGCAAAUAUACAGCUAACUCAAUGCACUGUGCUAAAAAAGACAUUACACAUGUUCAGAAAUGUAAGCUAUUGAAGGCUUGGGGUUUUUUUGUUUGUUUUUUUUCAAUGAUUAAUGAGAAGCUGUGAUCUUGUUCAUGGAAUAUUUUAUGCAUUUGUAACUUAAGGAGGAAAAAAAAGUAUAAACGUGACCAGAGAAUUUUUGAAGGUUCUGAACUGGAAAAUACUCAGAAGGGUCAUUGAGUCCAAUUCAUGAUGCACCAUCCAAAUAUUAACUCACAAUAUACUUCACCCUUGGGGGCUGGGGUGGAUUUUGAGCACAAUCUCUACCUAUAACUUGCGCACUAUUGUGUUUGGAAAGCACUUGGGAACCUGAAGUAUACUAUAUGAAGUUAGGAUUUACUUUGUUUUUAAAUUAGGCAAAUUACUGAUGCAGACAUAUUUUGAGGAUUUUUUUUUCCCUUUUUUUUUUUGAAGGAUUUUGAGGUAAUCUAAUUUACAGGAUCCUAUAGUAAAUAGAACCCUGCAUUUCCCAUUACUGAAGUUUCUUACUUCUGAAACCCGUAAACUGAUUUCUGUCAGAGAAUAAGAACAUUUUCAAAAUCAACAUCUCCCCUGAGGAUAUGAAAAAUGAGUAGUCCCUUCCAAACAUUAUGUAAUUAAAAUUUCUUUAAAUUUUGGCCUUUAAGUAAUCACCAUGCCCAUUUCUCACAUGGUGUAGGUUCUCUGCCUCACAAAACACCACAGCACAGGUAUUAAUCUCAGUUUGCACCUAUUUUGCAAUAAUGAGGCUACACCUGCCUUUUAAAUGGUGGUUAUUUUUUCAGUCAGGGAU